Molecule: messenger RNA, 219 nt
Organism: Desarmillaria tabescens
Lineage: Eukaryota; Fungi; Basidiomycota; Agaricomycetes; Agaricales; Physalacriaceae
Exons: 2
Biological process (GO): rRNA processing
Cellular component (GO): preribosome, small subunit precursor
Source: RefSeq, a predicted model, not a curated record
AAAAAAGUCCACAACAAAGCGAUCAAAAACUUAUCAGUUUUCCUCUCUGAUUCUAAAGAUGCGCUUCCACCGCCGGAGUUGGCAAGAUUGUGGAAAGGAAUAUUUUAUUGCUUCUGGAUGUCUGACAAGCCCUUGAUUCGGCAAGCUGUCGCAACCGAGCUUACAGAACUUGUGUUGACUAUCACGUCAACGCCAGCUGCGCUUUCGUUUCUAAGUUGA